This is a messenger RNA of Thunnus maccoyii (southern bluefin tuna), 2197 nucleotides long. It is a transcript of the gene rnf168, whose product is annotated as ring finger protein 168. Gene Ontology annotation, molecular function: metal ion binding; nucleosome binding; ubiquitin-protein transferase activity. The transcript has 9 exons. Bases 132 to 1739 code for a protein of 535 amino acids. Lineage: Eukaryota; Metazoa; Chordata; Actinopteri; Scombriformes; Scombridae. Gene Ontology annotation, biological process: protein ubiquitination; double-strand break repair. Gene Ontology annotation, cellular component: nucleus; site of double-strand break. The record is from RefSeq and is a predicted model, not a curated record.
AGAUUGCGCGGCGCAUGCGCACUGCAGCCACAGUUGAUUCUCGCGGGUCUCCGGGAACAUGAAGCUCGGCGGUGCUGGAUCAGUCAGAGCUGUCCCGCUGUUCUUGGUUCACAGACUAACUGGAGCAGGAAAUGCUAACUGCUAGCCGCUCAGAGCAGAAGCAGUCCGGCCUGCCGCGGGUUCAGGUUAGCUCUGAGGUUGGUUCUGAGGUUAGCCGGCCAGCUAACACAGCUUGUUUUGGUCUAGAAGCUAACUUUAGUAUCAACGCCCAGGUGAGCGGAUCUCAGGCUGAGCUACUGAGUCCUCCCCGCAGCUCUGAGACCAGCCAGAGACGAGGAGGAGGAGGAGGAGGAGGAGGGAGGAGGAAGACGACGACGAUGGCACCGGUGUCCGACGUGGAGGUGGAGGUGUCCUCGGUGUCGGACAGGGGAGGGAGGGGGAGGAGAGCGGGGCCUCCGUCUCUGGACGACUGCCUGUGUCCGGUGUGUCUGGAGAUCUUCUUGGAGCCGGUGACGCUUCCCUGCACGCACACCUUCUGCAAGGGUUGUUUCCUGGAGUCGGUGGAUAAAGCCACGCUGUGCUGUCCGAUGUGCAGGAAGAGAGUUUCCACCUGGGCUCGACUCAACAGCCGCAGCAACACGCUGGUCAACGAGCGGCUGUGGAGGCAGAUCCAGACCGCCUUCCCUCAGCAGUGUCAACGCCGCCUCAGCGGGCAGGACGCCGUCACCGAGGACGACCCGGGAGUCUCGGUGUGUUUUCCCAGAGUGAGUGAACCAGGUGAGCUGAGGAAGGAAUAUCAGGACCAGAUCAGUAAACUGACAGAGGAGAAGCGAGCGCUGGACGAGGAGGAGAGGAAGGCCAGCGAGGAGUACAUCCAGAGACUGCUGGCUGAGGAAGAGGAGCUGCUGCAGGACGAGAGGAGGAGGCGUGAAGAAGACGAGAGGCUGGCCAGAACACUCAGCAACGAGCUGAACUCUGCCUUCGUCUCUCAGGAAAACCUUCGUCCUGCUGACGUCACUCCGGCUAAGAAGAAGGAGAAAGUCAGCGCCGGACAGAUCGAGAAGUUUUUGUGUCCUCUUCCAUCUAAAACGAGCUCAGACUGCAGCUUGAUGGCGAACAAGGAGAACAUCCUCCUCUCUCAGGUGAAGCUGCCGGCCGAGCGCCCCCUCCCUAAACUGGACUACUACGGCGCCCAGACGCUCAGCUCCAGACUGGACGACCGUGACGUAGAGACGGACGCCUCAGAGCCGCCGACUCUGCGUGCGACCUCUCUGUCAGCGUCUGUGGAGGAGCAGCGUCUCCUCUGCAGGAGUCACCUCGGAGGAGACGCAGGAGCCUCCACAGCAAAGAGGAAGAGCUCCUCCUCCUCCUCGCUGGAGGCGGGGGGUUCGGCUCUGCUGUGGAUUGGUGAGCGGGAGGCGGAGCUAGUGAGCCGGCGGCAGCAGGAGGAGGAGGACCGGCAGCUGGCUCUGCUCCUGCAGAAGAAGCUGGACCAGGAGGAGCGGCAGCAAGCCACCAACAGGAGCAAAGGAUCCGCCGACGCCUACCCGCUCCGACAGAACCGCCGAGGGAAGGCGACGCCCAGCAGACCCCCCAAGACUACAAAGACCUCCAGCCCUUCCUCCCGCAGCUCCUCACAUUCCUCCGCUUCAUCUGGGAAGACUCUAACAGCUCCCAGUUCCUCCAGCAGAGGCAGCAAACAGGCCACCCUGACUGAGAUGUUCUCCAGCCUCAGCUGAACCCCCCAACCCCCCCUAACCCCCCCACUCUCUCUCUCUCCUGCACUGUCCCAGUGUCUCUCUACCAUCACUGAGCAGGACGCUCGCCUGCUAGUUUCAGUUCAGAGUCGCUUUAUUCUCUGUUUUCUCUGCAGAAACAAACUUUGUUAAUAAAAGUUGCUUUGAGAGAAGUUAAACAGAAAUCUGCCGUCUACAACUCGGCUUUCAUUCAUUUUUUUCUUUUUCUAUGUCGCCAAAAGUAUGUGGACAGCUGAUCAGCCUCCACGCUUCUGGUUCUAGACUUUAAACCAGAUGUUGGAGCCAAGCUGCAGAGAUUCAUCAGUGUGAUGAUGAUGAGGAAAGCUGUUUCUUUCUUUAUGGAGCUGCUUCGUGUCACAUUGAAACAGGAACAGAGCUGCAACCAUCAGUCGAUGAAUCGAUUCGUUGCCAACUAUUAAAAUAACGAUUUUGAUAAUCGA